This is a messenger RNA of Phytophthora nicotianae INRA-310, 345 nucleotides long. RefSeq lists its product as hypothetical. Lineage: Eukaryota; Oomycota; Peronosporomycetes; Peronosporales; Peronosporaceae. Bases 1 to 345 code for a protein of 114 amino acids. The record is from RefSeq and is a predicted model, not a curated record. The transcript has a single exon.
AUGUAUGCUUGCUACAACGUAGAGGAGACUGACUGUCUCGAAGCGCUGCAGAUGCGAGACGUGCUCACCCCGGAUGGAGAGAAGUGGAGCGAGAAGUGGAAUCCUUGGCCCAGCAAUAUCAAGAACAAUGGCCUGGCGUUCUACAUUCGGCUAAAAUGGGAGUUCCAGAGCGUCGUGGAGGCUCGUAUGGAGGCCGUUCCGAACGAGAAAGGGGUUAGAGCGUUCUCGUUGUUUCCAGUGUCUACGGCUUUCAAAACUGCUCACAUCGUGAUCAAUGGAACGACGUUGGCAGGAUUUGUGUCUCGCAUCCGCGAACGUGGAGAAGGAAACCUAAUGGAAGACUAG